GUCAGCAACCCUGCAGUUUCGAGUUCGUGCUCGAUGUGAUCGGUCGUAUGAAGCAGAGCACACUUCGCGAGAAGAAACGCGUUUAGCGAGGCAAACGCGCAUCCUCUUCCCCGCUGUUGUGAACGAUCACACGGGGAGCGAGAGAAUAACAAUUUCGAAUGGUUCAACAGGAGAAUAGCAGCACAAUGGGAGAAGAACGGACUUCCACGUGUGCGGAAAAGAAAAAUUAUGAAGUCGUGAGUUCAUGUCGACACAGACAUUCCAGCGUAAUUUCUUCAUGUUCUGAGGAUGCUGAAAGUGAAUCGACUUCAGCCGGAUAUCCUUCGACUCAGGAUGAGGAAAGAGAUGAAGAGUUUGAGUACGGCCCUGGUAUCGUUAGCAAAUUGAAAACUCGGUAUCUAAGCAUUGCCUUAAAGCAAAAUCGUGGAACAAAUAUGAGGAGAUCAUGCAGUAUGGAAAAUCUCUUAGACCAGGACAGAUCUCCGAAAGUGAAUGGUGUCGAUUUGCGUUUGGCAGUGAAUGGUGUAGGAAAUGGUGUUAAAAGCGAGUCAGCUAUAGGGAAUUUGAAGCGCGCUAAAAGUAUGGACACAUUGUUGAUGGAUUUAAAUCCUACAUCUGUAAAAGAGCUAAUGAAUGGUGAUGACAAAAAGGUACCGAAAAUAAUACGUAAAGUGGAUGGUGGUUUAAAUCGUACAGUGCCCAUGAUUUGCGACGAAGAGUUGCCCAAGCCAGAUACCGUGAAGACCUACAAGCGGAUGUUCGAGCCAGCUGAGUCUAGAAGGGGCUCUCAUUGUAGGAGACCUCCUGUUCUGAGAGCUAGUGCAAAGUCUUCAGCUCUGGCAGCAUCGAAGAAUAAUGGAAUCUUGUCAAGUCAGAGUGCCAAAGUUAAUGGAACGUCUUUGAAAAAUAAACUGAGUGCCAAACAACCGCCAGCAGUGAAAGCUCAAUCAAAUGUUUCAGCUGUUAAUGGCAUUAACGGAGUUGCAAAGAAGCCUUGUGUGAAAGAUCUCACUAGACCAGCUUACAACGGAUGCCAUGUCGUGAAAGCCAGUCCCGUUAAACUGAUUAGUAGUCCACUAGAGAAUAAGAACAUGGAGAAAGAACUAAAUAAUAAAAACCUUCUUCUUAAUAUUAGGGAUAUUCACGUACCCUCAAAGCCAGAUGUAAUCUGCAACGGUAGUUUAAAACAUAAAGAUAAUUCUAAAAUUAUACCGGAUAAAAUAACAAAUAGCAUAAAAGAAAGCAAUGGCAUAAUUAAUUCUAAACCUAAGGUACCCCCCAAUAAACCAUCUCUUAAGCCACCCAAAAUACUUCCUAAAGUACAUUUAGAAAAUGGCGUCAAGGAAUUGCCAUCAAAAAUCAAACCAAGUUCAAUAAAUGGAUACCUUAAAGCACCAGAACCAAUAAAGAAGGAGAGCAACCCUAUUCAGGAGUCAAAAAUAAAAGAAGAGAAACAAAUACUCGCUGAAAACAAAAUCGUUGAAGAAUACAAGCCUCAUGAAGUCUCAAAAAUAAAGAAUGGACUCGAUUGUAAACAAACAAAUGGAUUUGUUACUGAUAAAUCUCCUCCUUCCAUUUGUGAUAUUCCCACAUUAGACAAACCAGCUCAAGAGAUGAAAAUUGAUGCUGUGCAAGUUACACCUGACAAUCAAAAAAUAAGUGCGAAAACUGAAACUGUGGAUACACCCGUCAAAAUUGAACCUAAACCUGUAAAAAAAUUAGCCCCCAGCCCACCUUCAACGUCUAUGGUGUUUGACUUUCGUGGUAAAGAUGUGGUUCCUCACGUAGCUGUGCUACCAACACCGUUUGGAUGCAAAUCCUUGCAUCCCAAAAAGCGGCCAAUUUUAAUUGAUGGCAAAACAGCGCCAAAUGGAAAUGGCGUUGCAACAGACGAUGAGGACGAAGACUUUGUGGAUUAUAGUGUACCACCCCCCAGUGGAGUAAUAUUCGAAGGAGAAAAUAUUAAAAUUGGCCGUGGCUCUAUACUGUCUACCAGGAAUAAAGACCUGAAAAUCACCUUUGACGAUGAUACAGAUAAUAAUACCUUCGUAUAUCCGUCUGAAUCAUCACUAUUAGAAGAUUCAGAUCGAUCUGCCUCUCCUACAUCCUCUGCCAAUGAAGUCAUACCAAACGAUCAACCUCCUCCUACUCCCCCUAAGCUAAAAGCCAACACUGUCAUUGGCUCAUCUGGUCCUGGAAGUGGGUUGUCCACCUACACUCCCAGUGUCUUGAGAACCAUGGACAAUUUCGAACCUGGCAUGUUCCGGCAACCACCUGCUCCUAUUCUUCCAGAAAAGGAAGAAGAGAAUAAAAAAGAAGCGGAAGAAGAAGAAGAGAAUACGAAUAUCAGAACGGAAGAAGAUCCGGAAAUGCUGAAACCAGCAGAUCCUGAUAUCAUCUCCUCUUGGUCCCUUUCCGCAGGAACGUCGGAUCUGCUUUUCUGACAAUUGGCCCCCGCCGACUAACGUGAACGGAAUGGAUUCUCAUCAAAAACCCGGAAUUUCCUGGACUUGGUUCGGGUCUUAAAAAAGAUUGUUCCGCUACUGACUGUAUACGAGGCAGUGACUUCAUCAUUCCAUUGUGUGUCUGACACCGGUUACGGUUCAAGUGAAUAUUUCACCAUGUAGCAGUUUUCAUCCAGAAAUCAUGACUGUUUGUACAUUGAAGAUGUUGUUCUCUUAGUUUGUCUAUUAAAUAUAAUUUUUUAUGUUCUCAAAA
This is a messenger RNA of Parasteatoda tepidariorum (common house spider), 2718 nucleotides long. RefSeq names its product protein phosphatase 1-binding protein bifocal (gene bif). Lineage: Eukaryota; Metazoa; Arthropoda; Arachnida; Araneae; Theridiidae. The record is from RefSeq and is a predicted model, not a curated record.